This is a messenger RNA of Cornus florida, 1239 nucleotides long. RefSeq lists its product as uncharacterized. The transcript is spliced from 2 exons. The record is from RefSeq and is a predicted model, not a curated record. Bases 1 to 1239 code for a protein of 412 amino acids. Lineage: Eukaryota; Viridiplantae; Streptophyta; Magnoliopsida; Cornales; Cornaceae.
AUGUUCCAGCUUCACAGAGACAAAGCUCCUGGCCCUGAUGGCUAUAAUGCAUCCUUCUUCCACAAAGCUUGGCACAUAGUUGGAAGAUCUAUCCUCUUUGCAAUUUCAGAAUUUUUCAGGAAUAGAAAGUUACUGUCUGAGGCCAACAGCACCUACAUCUCUCUAGUCCCAAAAUGCCAAAAUCCCUCAUCCAUCCAUGAUUAUAGACCAAUUUCCUGUUGCAACACAGUUUACAAAUGCAUUGCUAAGCUCUUGGCAACUAAGCUGCAGGCCACUCUACCACAUAUAAUUAACCCUUCACAAGCAGCUUUCAACAAAGGGAGGAAAAUCAGUGAUCUAAUACUCUUGGCACAUGAGCUUCUCAGGGGUUAUCACAAGGAUUUUUCACCUGCCAGAUGCGCAAUCAAGAUUGAUCUCAGGAAAGCUUUUGAUUUUGAUGGGAUUUCAUCAUCUAAUGUCUUACACUACUCAACUUUCCACAAAAAUUCAUCCAGCUCAUACAGGCUUGCAUUUCCUCACCCUCUUUCACCAUUGAUAUUAAUGGUGAAUUUCAUGGUUUCUUCAAAGGGAGGAGAGGGCUCAGACAAGGCAGUCCUUGUGUCCACUCAAAUUUACUGGAGUGGAAUUUUCAUUCUCCCAAAGGCUGUUAUUAAUGAACUUAAUAAGAUUUUCAGGUCCUUCCUAUGGUCAGGGCCAGAAAUGAAAGCAAGUGGAGCUAAGGUGAGGUGGAGUAAGGUCUGCAAGCCCAAGGAAUUGGGGGGUUUAGGCAUUCCAAAUCUUGAACUCUCUAAUAAAGCUGGAAUCUUGAGACUCAUAUGGGAGCUGCACUUUGAUAACACUGAUAGGUUAUGGAUCAAAUGGUGUAAAACUCACCUAAUCAGAUCAAGAAAUUUCUGGACUAUAAGGAUUCCAUCUCUAUGCUCAUGGAGCUGGAGGAAAAUUUUACAACUUAGACACCAUGCAAGAAUGUUAAUCAAGCAUAAUAUUGGUAAUGGUAGAGAUACUUACUUCUGGUGGGACAAUUGGGCACCUGGUGGCCCUCUUUGUUCUAGAUUCCUAAUUGCAUUACUCAUAGAUGCUGGAAUAAGUGAGGAUAGCACAGUGGACAAGUUCUUAACUUCCUCAUCAUGGUCCUUCCCACCUUCAUUCAUUGCUGCCGUCCUUGAGCUCCUCCUUCUUCACCAGCCAUGUCUUUCAAGGUCUGAUACAAAGCACUGGACUGCAUCUUCCUCAGGUUAA